This is a messenger RNA of Propithecus coquereli (Coquerel's sifaka), 1063 nucleotides long. It is a transcript of the gene TXNL4B, whose product is annotated as thioredoxin-like 4B. The record is from RefSeq and is a predicted model, not a curated record. The transcript is spliced from 4 exons. Gene Ontology annotation, cellular component: spliceosomal complex; U5 snRNP; U4/U6 x U5 tri-snRNP complex. Gene Ontology annotation, biological process: mRNA splicing, via spliceosome. Bases 289 to 738 code for a protein of 149 amino acids. Lineage: Eukaryota; Metazoa; Chordata; Mammalia; Primates; Indriidae.
UCUAGAAUCUGUUCUGCUGCUUGGGCUGUUGAGCAGGGAUGGCUGGGAGUUCCUUUUCUGCGUUUGUGCCUUUUCCUCUUCCGUGUCCUUCCCGCUAAAUUGUCCAACGAGGGUCGCUAGGCAACAGUCCCUGGGUUACUUUGGAUUAGGGUCGCUGCCCCGCUUGGGGCCGAAGAAGGGAACCUCCGGCGUCCUGGCUCUUCCGAGAACGGGUACGCGGGUGCCGACAGCCCUGACGUGGAAGCGGCGAGGGUGACUUGAACGAGCAAAGAUUUGGAUUAUUUCCAGAUGAGCUUCCUGUUGCCCAAGCUGACCAACAAAAAGGAAGUAGACCAGGUGAUAAAAAGUACUGCAGAGAAGGUGUUGGUUCUCAGGUUUGGGAGAGAUGAAGAUCCUGUCUGUCUGCAGCUCGAUGAUAUUCUUUCUAAGACCUCUUCUGACCUAAGUAAAAUGGCUGCCAUAUACCUGGUAGAUGUGGACCGAACUCCCGUUUAUACACAGUAUUUUGACAUCAGUUAUAUUCCAUCUACUGUCUUCUUCUUCAACGGGCAGCAUAUGAAAGUGGAUUAUGGAUCUCCAGAUCACACUAAGUUUGUGGGAAGUUUCAAAACCAAACAGGACUUCAUAGAUUUGAUUGAAGUAAUCUAUCGCGGAGCAAUGAGAGGAAAACUUAUUGUCCAGAGUCCUAUUGAUCCCAAGAAUAUUCCCAAAUAUGACCUUCUCUAUCAAGACAUUUAGUACACCGUCUGCUGUCAAAGACAAAGAGAAAGGCACAUCUUGAAGCAGUACCUGAAUCCCAGCCGUGCUGUUUUCUGGAGUCAUUCAGAAAUGUGAUCAGUGUCCCAGUGGAGAAGAGGUUUGACAUGCAUGUAAAAUACCAGCCCCUGAGGAGAAAAUCACACUGGUUCCCUGCUUCUCUGAGAUGCCUAAAUGUCUGCUCCCUGCGAACCUCAGAGCAGUCAAGCCGGUGCUCUUCAGUUUCCCCAGGGUGAUUUGUUUUUUUACCUUCUCUUUAUAGCGUGCUUUCUUCAUACUUUAAGAUAAUACAGAAUCCUCCCAAACA